Molecule: messenger RNA, 1074 nt
Organism: Colletotrichum destructivum
Lineage: Eukaryota; Fungi; Ascomycota; Sordariomycetes; Glomerellales; Glomerellaceae
Product: Putative small ribosomal subunit protein mS45
Exons: 3
Coding region: 1-1074 (357 amino acids)
Biological process (GO): mitochondrial translation
Cellular component (GO): mitochondrial small ribosomal subunit
Molecular function (GO): structural constituent of ribosome
Source: RefSeq, a predicted model, not a curated record
AUGAGGCGCUUCCACUUCCAAUGGUCGCUUCGCCGUAAGUUGGCGAACUCAGGCGCGCUCUCCGCGGCCAGACCAUUUUUGAUCACAAUGCCUCCACGAGCUGGAUCGUCAUUAUCGCCAUUGGCUCUCGGGGCCAAGUGGUGCGAUGCUUACGCGAGCACAACGUUACGGUCUCGCCCAGCCGUCCAACUCGCUUGCGCUUUUUCAACGACAUCACAGCAAUCCAGAAGAUCAAAGCCGCAGCAUGAGCUGCAGCAUUGGCUGAAGGCUCGGGGUUCCAUCUUUCGCGAUGUCCCCAGUGACGGCCCCAAGUAUCUAUCCAUGAACGAUGACCAGCCCUUCCCGCUGAAUCCCUUCUUCAAGAGUCAGCCUGUGUUGAGCGAGGACAUGAGGGAAGAGAUCUUUACAAGGGUAAAAGAGAAGAAGGAAUCUCUAAAACUGGUUUCAGCCGAAUUAGGUGUCGAUGUCCGCCGCGUCGCCGCCGUUGUGCGAAUGAUGGAGGUGGAGAAGCAGUGGAUUGCCGAGCGCAAACCAUUGGCUCGGCCAUACGCGAGGGCGGUUCUCCGAAUGCUGCCCCAGACCGAGCUGAAUAAAGACAGACCGGAUCUGCAGAGUCCUCAUGAACCUAUCAACGAGAUCCAUGUCCACAGGCUUACGAUGCAGCAACUGUUCGUGCCCGUGUCCGAGUCUCGCCAGUUCGACAGAGAAGAUGCUGCGAAGGCUUUCCACAGAAAAAUGCUUUCUGUGGACGGCCGCUCGCCACACAAGGAGCUCAUUUCCAUGAGGAAAGCUGCUGCUGCUGGCGGUUCGGCAGCCGAGUUGACCAAGAAAUUCAGAGAGGUCACAAGGGCUGAAGAGGACAGAUUAGUCGAGAGGGAGCGCCGACGUCUUGAGAAGGCCGAGGAAGAGACCCAACGUGUGGAUACCGGUCGUUUCGAGUUCCGAUUCAAGGAGAUGAACGUCGACAGCGCCGGUAAGGAUGGUCGAAGCAGAAGAGGCGUUGGCUGGAGAUAUGGCGUGCCCUUCUACGAUCGCAGGAAGGGCGAGCUGAAGAUUCCUACGUCGGUGCCCUGA